AUGGUUGGAGUUCCAAGGAGCAAAGGAUGCCGAAUCUGCGUCCAACGUCGCGUCAAGUGUGACCAGACGCGCCCUAUUUGCAACAAUUGCUUGAAAGGCAAUCGACCAUGUCCGGGCUACGAUACAGAUCUGAGGAUCCACGAUGAAGGCUCCAAACUCCGCAAGCGAUUCGGUCAACAGGAUGCUCACGACAGCAAAACUGGUCUUGACAAAUCUACACCGUCGACUAGCAGCUCCCAUAGUCGAUCAACCGAAUCCUCCCCGGAAGAAUGCUCGGCUCUCGUGUCCUACCACCAUUCACCCACCGAUGACGACCAGCAGGGCCACCGUGGUGAGGUCCUCCUGCCUUCACGCAAUUCCUUCAUCGCUCUUCUAGAGAAUCAAAUCAAUCCGGACUUCGACCUCCUUAGCAUUAAGCCGCCAGCGUAUAGCACCGGAUCACUCAAUAGUGACCCAGCCACCCUGGACAUUGAUUUGGGAUUGGUGCUGAAUAGCAAUGUAUACUCUCCAUAUCUCGCGCAGGAGCAGCUCUUGAGUACCUUUUCUCACGCCUUCACGAACCCUACUGCCCCGGUCCUUCUUCCCCCACAAUUGCGAAAUCACACUCGCUGGCUCUCUCAGCUACCAGGCUUAUUCGGCACGAGACUCCUCGAUACGGCCGUUCGGGCCGUUUCACUUGUCCAUCUAGGUCGAAUCCAACAAACAGAGAUUCUCGUGCAGGAAUCGAGGCGGUACUACGGCAAGGCCCUCCACCUUCUUAGUCAGUCGCUGGCAGAUGAAAAGAAGGGCAUGGGCACGGAAACGUUGUCGGCCACCAUACUACUGUCCUUCUACGAGAUGCUGGCUUCUGACUCCAAUGACUCAUGGGUGCGUCAUGCCGGCGGCGCUGGAGCAUUGAUGCGUAUCCGUGGCCCGAAGCGACAUCUGCACGGGAUGGAUCGCGAUAUCUAUCUCGCUUUCCGCCACACGAUUGUGAUAGACGCAUUCCAAAAGGAUGAGGCUUGCUUUCUGGCACAACCAGACUGGAUCGAACUGGCACGACAAGUCCACCAAGAUCUUCGCUCUUCCGCCAUGUCCUCGGAACGGAUGGUGAUCUUUGAUCUAGCUGAAGAAUUCUACUGCGAAAACAUACAUAUUCCCGGCACUUUUCAGGACGUCAUGAGGCUUUCCGGUGCACGCCAGCUACUCUCGCCAGACCAGUACGCGCUACUGAAAGCAUCGGUCUUGGAACGUUGCAAACGGCACCGGGCCAAUCUCAAAUCCAUCAACAUGAAAUUUCGUGCCACCAUGGAGAGGCUCGGCCUGCACACGAUAACCCUGACGACCAAUGAUCCUGUUAUCCCUGUACAAUACGUCUACAUCAAUGUCUUUGUGGGGUCGACCCACGUGGGCUAUUGGACCAUUAUGCUCCUGCUGAAUCUUGCUCUGAAGGAUCUGGAAAAGGAUUCUGCGCCGGAAAUGAUAGGCCUGUAUCUAAUGGAGAAUCGCGAGAUGGCACGGGAAAUCUGCCGCUCUACACCAUUCAUGAUGGGCUCCUCCUUUCUUGGGCCCUUCUUCGUUAUCUUCGCCCUGAGGCUUUGCCUGGCGGUCUUCGAUCCUGGUGCCGAAAGAGGUUGGGUGGUUCAGAAACUGCUUCAGAUAGGCGACACUCGUAUGAGGAUGGCCUCCGACUUCUCCGAUGUGCAACAAAAUGCGAACACCAAGGCCUUGCAAGGUCCGACUCCGGAUAGAUGA
This is a messenger RNA of Capronia epimyces CBS 606.96, 1734 nucleotides long. RefSeq lists its product as uncharacterized. The coding region runs from base 1 to 1734 and encodes 577 amino acids. Lineage: Eukaryota; Fungi; Ascomycota; Eurotiomycetes; Chaetothyriales; Herpotrichiellaceae. Gene Ontology annotation, molecular function: zinc ion binding; DNA-binding transcription factor activity, RNA polymerase II-specific. The transcript is spliced from 3 exons. The record is from RefSeq and is a predicted model, not a curated record. Gene Ontology annotation, biological process: regulation of DNA-templated transcription.